Molecule: messenger RNA, 1200 nt
Organism: Parathielavia appendiculata
Lineage: Eukaryota; Fungi; Ascomycota; Sordariomycetes; Sordariales; Chaetomiaceae
Exons: 3
Coding region: 71-718 (215 amino acids)
Biological process (GO): electron transport chain
Source: RefSeq, a predicted model, not a curated record
CUGCCCUGAUUCACAAUCGCCAAUUCCUAUCAACCUUCACUUUCAAUAUCCGGAGGAGGUGUGAACAGCCAUGUCCCAACUACGACCAUUCGCCUCAGCAGCGCGGCUGCUGCGCAGUGCGUCGCACGCCCGCGCAACCAGCAUCCUCCCCGCCGCACGUCGCUAUGUGUACGACAGCUCGAGCGCAAAGACGACCGAAGUGUCGGCCAAGGGAGAGCAGGCGAAGAAGGAGCUGUCACCGAUGGCCACGCUACCGCGAAACGCGCCCGACUAUAACGUCCCCGUCGACAUGGCCACAUCAACCUUCACCCCGGUCCCCAAGCGCGUGCAAGACGGCAGCGAGGAGGGUAUUCUGCCUGCAGCUGUUAUCUCCGGCGCACCGAUCGAGCUCCAAGCAAGGACAGUCCGAAUCUUCAAGCCCAGCAAAGCCGCCUCGCAAUCAGGGGAGCACCUCAGUAAACGAUGGCGUAUGGACUGGGACGUGCUGCCCAAGGGCCACCGGUGGGAGAACCCGCUGAUGGGGUGGCAGUCGUCGGGCGACCACAUGCAGGCCGUGGGCCUGACGUUCAGGACCAAGGAGGAGGCCAUCGCCUUUGCCGAGAAGCAGGGCUACGAGUACUUUGUGCAGGAGCCCAACGAGCGCAAGUUUGUGCCCAAGGCCUACGCCAACAACUUCUUGUACUCGCCCGGCAAGCUCAAGCAUGUCCGGACCAAGUAGGCGGGCUUGACGUUUUGGGAGGUCGGUGAUGUACAUAGAAUGGCGAGGGCGAGACUCUGGUUUACACAAUGUUCAAGAAGUCGGGCUUUAUUGAUAGAACUCACGGCAUUUCCAUUCUAUUUGCGUAAGUGGAUACAGCGCCAGCAAUCCUCUCAUGCGACGGCCACGCGGCCAAUCACUGUAAGUAUCCAUUCCCGAUCAUCAUAACCAACAAGACUGUCACGCUAACGCCAUAAUGAUAUCUCCAUACCCAUCCUCCGGCAGUGACCAUCUCCCAGUCCCACCAGCGGUGCCGUUCCCAAACGCCCAACUACAGACCAUAACCUGAUCUCCCAAGCACCAUCACAAUAAGCCUCAUCCACUCAUGUCGUAAUCAUCGGCUCGUGGCCACUCUCACCGUACUCGGCGCCGUCAGCAUUCAGGCCGAGUUCAAUCGACUCAGGCAGGUCCUUCUUCUUGCCGCGCACCGACGUCUCGGCCCA